AUGAAUCGCAUGGGGGACAGCAUGGGGGACCUCUCCAAGGCCACCUUGCACAACAACUCCCUGUGGUGGCUGGCGUGCGGGCUGCUGGCCCUGCUGGCCAACUCCUGGAUCAUCCUGAGCAUCACCGCCAAGCAGCAGAAGCACAAGCCCCUGGAGCUGCUGCUGUGCUUCCUGGCGGGGACCCAUAUCCUCAUGGCCACUGUCCCACUCACCACCUACGCGGUGGUGCAGCUGCGGAGCGAGUCCCCUGACUACGACUGGAACGAGAGCAUCUGCAAGGUCUUCGUCUCCACUUACUACACCUUGGCCCUGGCUACCUGUUUCACGGUGGCCUCCUUGUCCUACCACCGGAUGUGGAUGGUCCGCUGGCCCGUCAACUACCGCCUGAGCAAUGCCAAGAAGCAGGCCCUGCACGCCGUCAUGGGCAUCUGGAUGGUCUCCUUCAUCCUCUCCACGCUGCCCUCCAUCGGCUGGCACAACAACGGGGAGCGCUACUAUGCCAGUGGCUGCCAGUUCAUCGUCAGCAAGAUCGGGCUGGGCUUUGGCGUCUGCUUCAGCCUGCUGCUCCUCGGGGGCAUCGUCAUGGGCCUGGUGUGCGUGGGCAUCACUUUCUACCAGACCCUGUGGGCACACCGGAGGCAUCGGUGCCAUCACCAGAGGGCGGACGAAGCCGCCGCCUCUUGCCCUUCCGGGGCUCACAGUAACUUCAACGUGCCGGCCAUCGUGGUGGAGGACGUCAGGGGUAAACGGCGAUCGUCCCUGGACGGGUCCGAGUCGGCCAAGACCUCCAUGCAGAUGACCAACCUCAUAAGCGCCAUCGUCUUCUUGUAUGACACACUGACCGGGGUGCCCAUUUUGGUGGUGAGCUUCUUCAGCCUGCGCUACGACACUGCACCCACCUGGAUGGUUCUGGCUGUGCUCUGGUGCUCCAUGGUGCAGACGCUGCUCCUGCCAUCCUUCAUCUGGUCCUGUGAGCGCUACCGGGCGGACGUCCGUACCGUGUGGGAGCAAUGCGUGGCAAUCAUGUCGGAGGAAGACGGGGAUGACGAUGGCGCCGGCGACGACUACAGCGACGGGAGGUUCUGCAAGGUGCGUUUCGACGCCAACGGCGCGGCGGCCAUCAAACGGGACCCCCGGGAUACCAAACUGCUACCGGUUCAUCACAUGCUGUUGCCGCACGACAGGGUGCAUUACCUGCAGGUCCCUCUCUCUCGGAGGAUGUCCCACGACGAGACAAACAUCUUCUCCCACCGCUCCGCUCCUUCCUUCCUUCACAAGUGGUCCUCCUCCGACGACAUCCGAGCGACCGCCCCGCUCAAGCCCGGAGGACCCCCCGGCUUCCUUCCGCCAGAACUCCGCAGCUACCACCACCGCCGACGGCCUCCCGAAGACGAACUCACCACGCUGCGGCAGUUCUUGGAAGCCGGGCUGGCCGUCCGGGCCCCCGGCUCCAAUGCCUGUUUCUUCCGUGACGAGAUCACCACCUUCAUCGACGAGACGCCGGCGCCCUCCCCGAUGGGCAGUCCCCGCCACUCGCGCCUCGCGUUCUCGAUGCAGCGCGAGAGGCACCACUCCUUAGCGGGGCCGGAAGAGGGCCCUGACAGGGGUCGACGGUGUUCACUGACUGGGGAUGAAAAUCUUAGCCUCCACAGCGGGGAGCCGGAGUCUGGCAAAUGGACCGUGGCCGUGCAAGAGGCGCAGAACUCGGGAGAGCUUAAUCUAUGA
Euleptes europaea (tarantolino) is the source of this 1725-nucleotide messenger RNA. It is a transcript of the gene GPR162, whose product is annotated as G protein-coupled receptor 162. The coding region runs from base 1 to 1725 and encodes 574 amino acids. Lineage: Eukaryota; Metazoa; Chordata; Lepidosauria; Squamata; Sphaerodactylidae. The record is from RefSeq and is a predicted model, not a curated record. Gene Ontology annotation, molecular function: G protein-coupled receptor activity. Gene Ontology annotation, biological process: G protein-coupled receptor signaling pathway. Gene Ontology annotation, cellular component: membrane. The transcript has 4 exons.